Molecule: messenger RNA, 3801 nt
Organism: Ornithorhynchus anatinus (platypus)
Lineage: Eukaryota; Metazoa; Chordata; Mammalia; Monotremata; Ornithorhynchidae
Gene: TCERG1L
Product: transcription elongation regulator 1 like
Exons: 13
Coding region: 1058-2938 (626 amino acids)
Cellular component (GO): nucleus
Molecular function (GO): transcription coregulator activity; RNA polymerase binding
Source: RefSeq, a predicted model, not a curated record
UUCACUCGUGCUGCGGGGCUGCGGGUUGCGGGUUGCUGGCUGCGGGCGGGGCCGCAGAGGCGGGAGAGAAAGAGGGAGAAAGAGACAGAGAGACAGAGAGAGACAGAGAGGAGGGAAGGCGGGGAUCCCCGCCGGGCAGCCUGCGCGCCCCUUAGCUGGACGCGGACCCGGCCACGCUGGGAUGGAGGAUGCUCGUGGUGUCCGGGAGCGUUGGGCUGGAGGAUGCUCGUGGUCCCGGGGCGCGCUGGGCUGGAGGAUGCCCGCGCUCCUCGGAAGCCCUGGGCUGUAGGAUGCUCGUGGUCCUCGGACGUCCCGGGCUGUAGGAUGCUCGUGGUCCCUGGGCGCGCUGGGCUGUAGGACGCUCGCGAUCCCCGGACCAACUGGGAUUUAGCAUGUUCAUGGUCCCCGGGAGCUCGGAGUCGUAGGAUGGUCGUGGUCCUCGGCCGCUCUGGGCUUCAGGACGCCCGGGGACUCUGGCCGCUCUAGGAUGUAGGAUGCUUGUGAUGCCUGGGUGCGCCGGGCUGUGGGAUGCUCGCGGUCCUCGGGCGCACAGGGAUGUAGGAUGUCGGCCGUCCUCGGGCGCUCUGGGCUUUAGGAUGCUCCUGGUCUCCGGGCGUUUGGGGAUGUAGGAUGCUCGUGGUCCCCGGGGGCGCUGGCCUUUAGGAUGCUCGUGCUCUCCGGGCGCACUAUGUAGGAUGCUCGUGCUCCCUGGGUGCGCUGGGCUGUAGGAUGCUCUCGAUCCCCGGGUGCGCUGGGUUUUAGGACGCUCUUGGUGUCCGGGCACCGUGGGAUGGAGGAUGUUCAUCGUCCGGGCGCUCUGACCUGUAGGAUGCUCGCGGUCCUCGGACUCCCCGGGCCGUAGGCUGCUCUCGAUCCUCGGCCGCGCUGGGCUUCGGGAUGCUCGCGGUCCUCGGACGUCCUAGGCUGUAGUAGCUCGCGGUCCCCCGGCGGCCCGGGCCGUAGGAUGCUCGUGGUCCUCGGGCGCGCUGGACCGUAGGAUGCUCUCGGUCUCCGGGCUGUAGGAUGCUCUCGGUCCCCGGACGCUCCGGGCUGUAGGAUGUUGGAAGUCCCGGGCCGGCGUCGGGGCCGUCGGGGGCGUCGGGGGCGUCGGGCUCCCCAGGGUCCGGAGCAGGGGUCCAUGGAAGCGUCCGGCCUCCCCCUCCCCUGCCUCGUCCCGGCCCCGACCCCCGGGCCCCUUGUCCGGCUGGGAGCCGGGGCCGCCCGGCCCGACAGCUGGCUGCUCUCCGCCGCCCACCCGGCCUCUCCUUCGCCGGCUCCUCGUCCUGCAGCUGCCCUCCUUCCGGGGGUGACCUACUGGCCCCUGCCCUGCCCCCCUUUCCUGCCCCUGGGGCCGGGGCCCGCAGGACCGGACCUUCCUCUUCUUCACCCGUUCCCCCUGAUCCACGGCCAGUGGAUGUUUGGGACCCAUUCUCCAGCUUUGGCCUAUUCUCCCUCUUCUAAUGUGGAAUUGAUCCCCAUUUUCCCAACCGUGUACAGUUCUACUCCUUACCCUCCUGCUGGGAAAAGUUGGAUGGAACAGAGGAUCCCUAACUGUAAGAUAUAUUUCAAUAACGCGUUUGCUCUGGAUUCAGCAUGGACUCCUCCUGAGGAAUCAAGACCCUUCCAAGGCCGUGAGAUGCCUCAUUUGUUCCCUCAUCUGGCUGUGGCAAUCACAAGUUCAGCUCCCACUGCCAGACCUCUCCCUGCAGUGAGAUUAACGCCACAAUCCAGAGCAGGUGGCGGUCAGAAUGGCAUCAAACCAGCUGGCAUCAAUCCGCCCUUCGCUGCCACCCCGAUCACGGUGGAGCCCGAGAGGCUGGAGGGCCCUUCGGCGACCAACGUGCCACCCUGUCACGUCCUGACUCUGGCGCCCAUCAGAAUACCCCUCCUGGCAUCCCCCUUGGCAGGUUCUCCUUCCAGAAUCGAGAGCUGCUUGGCCCCCCUGUUGCCAGCUCAACUCGCAAGAGUAACAGCCAUCUCCGCCCCAGCCGUGAGAUUCGUCACAACCGAUUUGGUGGAGCCAAGAUCCGCAGAUAAAGGGAAAGAGUCAAGCAGAGCUUCCUGCCCCUCCCCCUUGAUUCUGCACACCGAGAGGACGAGUCACGCUACGGAGAAUGAAGAAAAGGAAUGUUCUUUGCUGGGACGUGAUGCCAACAGCUCCUCGAAAGGCAACAAGCCCGUGGCGUCCACUCCCGUCCCGGGAUCUCCUUGGUGUGUCGUCUGGACUGGAGAUGACCGAGUCUUCUUCUUCAACCCGACGAUGCAGCUCUCGGUGUGGGAGAAACCGACCGACUUGAAGAAUCGCGGCGACAUCAACAGGAUCCUUGAAGACCCUCCUCACAAGCGCAAACUGGAACCUUCAGCAACAGGAAAUAGUGGAGAUUCCAGUUCAGAAGAUGUAAAUGAAGACCAGAACUUGAAGACAAAGAGAAACAGGCUGGAAGAUUCUCCAGAUGAUCAGCUGGACCCUCUCCAAGCGGAAGAGAAAGCCGAGACGACACCUCCCCGCCAGCUCACGUUUCCUCUGGAAGAGCGGUUAGCGCGUUUCCGCGAUAUGCUUCUGGAAAGAGGGGUGUCCGCGUUUUCCACAUGGGAGAAAGAGUUACACAAAAUUGUGUUUGACCCUCGCUAUCUGCUUCUAAACUCUGAUGAGAGAAAACAGGUUUUUGAACAGUUUGUCAAGACAAGAAUAAAAGAAGAAUACAAAGAGAAAAAAGGAAAGUUUCUGCUAGCCAAAGAAGAAUUCAAAAAACUUCUAGAGGAAUCCAAAUUGUCACCCAGAACAACCUUUAAAGAGUUUGCGGAGAAAUACGGCCGAGAUCAGAGAUUUCGGCUGCUACAAAAGAAGAAGGACCAAGAGCACUUUUUCAACCAGUUCAUGCACAGUCUCAAAAGGAGGGACAAGGAAAACAGAAUCAGACUAAGAAAAAUGAGAUAAGAAUUUAGGAGCGCCGCAAUAAGGUUACGUCUGCACCGUGACUGCCAGAGGAACCGAAACGAAAGCUUUUCGGGUGGUUAUUUUCAUCGUCAAAGAUACGAUGACGAAGAACGAACGGGCAUCGAGGCGUUGGAUGUUAUCGAAUGGGCUCGCUUUUCGCCAAUUAAGUCUGUGACGGUCGCUCCAUGGGAUUCUGUGAUACACAGCGUUCUCAGAGGAUUUACGUUUCAUAUUGAAGCUCCCUUUUGUACGACGUUCCCAGUUUGCCGUAUUUCUGAUUGCCAUGAUGCGUCAAUCCCUCGAUUGUUUUAAUUAUGCAAAUCCCCUGUAAUAUACCCCCGAAUUAUAAACCCAACACCGGUUUGUAGCGGAACAGAGACCGACGCCAUCUCUAUCCAUUUCGGCACGUUUGCAUCCCUGAAGUAAACUAUUCGAAACUCUGGGGAGAAAUGUAGUGCAGUAACAUCGAUUCCUUGAAAGAACAGUCGUUGUGAGAAGACCAUUACUCCGCCCUCCAUAGGUGUACCUGUAGUUUUCUCUGGGUGUCGUGAUAGGGUGUUAAUUGUCAACCAUAGUGAAGAAUGUGAAAAUCUUGACACGUUAUUCCAUUCUCUUGGAAGCUUCCGAUAUUCUGAAAGCGAUUCGUGACAAACGAUGGGUCUUUUGGGCUCUGAGUGAGGAGGAUACUUGCCCAUAAGAGUUCCUGGAAAAGAAAAAGAAAGUUAGUUUGUAAAAAGUGUCCUCUUAAUAUAUGAGUUCUUUUUAUCGUAUGCCAAGUUUGCAUGAGAUUUUGCUCAUCAUCUUUGUAUAAAUAAAUAUUUUAACUUUUUUUUAAUUAAUAAAUAUUUUAGAUCGGAGUCUUU